UGGGGUGGAGUUGGCGCGAGAUAGGAAAGUGCCUUCUAGUGUCCCGGGCGGGCGCGAGCGAGCGAGCGGGUUGGCUGCUGCAAAAGGAACGGAGCUUGGCGCGCGCUCCUUCGGGAGAGGAGGGGGUGCUUUUUAAAAGCAGCAUCCCGCCCGCUGUGGCGGUGGCUGCUGCAAAAAAAUCAGCUGCCUCUUCCUUCUCCGGGAGAUCCUAUUUUUAUUUUUUUGUCCCGUUUCGGCUCUCGGAUGGUGCUCAUUCAGGAAAGGACAUGGUGUCCCGCAAAGUUGGCCGUGAAGCAGAAGAUGAGCUGCAUUCUCAGGAUUCAGAUGUCCAGGAGCGACGGGAUAACAGAUGUAAAGUCAAAUGGUCGCGGGAAGAGGAUGAGCUGCUGAAUUCGUUGGUGUCACAGUAUGGACAUGAUUGGAAGUUCCUAGCAAGUCACUUUCCUAAUCGCACAGAACAGCAGUGUCAAUACCGCUGGCUAAGGGUGCUAAAUCCUGUUCUGGUUAAAGGUCCAUGGACUCAACAAGAAGAUCAGAAGGUCAUUGAACUGGUAAAAAAAUAUGGCACAAAACAAUGGACACUCAUCGCUAAACACUUGAAGGGCCGGCUGGGGAAACAGUGUCGGGAGCGCUGGCACAACCAUCUGAACCCUGAGGUGAAAAAGUCAUCCUGGACAGAGGAGGAAGACCAUAUAAUUUAUGAGGCUCACAAAGUUCUUGGGAACCGAUGGGCUGAGAUUGCAAAAUUGCUGCCUGGAAGGACUGACAAUGCUGUGAAAAACCAUUGGAAUUCUACAAUCAAAAGGAAAGUGGACACAGGUGGAUUUCUUAAUGAAGCGAAAGAAUCCAAGCCGCUUUACCUGCUGGUAGAGGUAGAAGGCAAGGAAAGCCAAAAUGUACAGGAAGGUGAAAACCAGCAAACUUUAACUAGUUGGCCUGUUGAGACCUUGGAAGUUAAAGAAGAGAGAGCCACGGAUGAAGAGCCAGUUGGGUUGCAGAUGCUGCCUUCAGAGCAGCCCCCUGAAAGCCUGGCAGAGGAUGAUGUCGGAGAACCCUCAGAAAGCACAGCGCCUGAUGAUGCCCUUGAAGACAAUUCCUCAUUCUACACGUGGGUGGUGGAAGCAGGCAGUUUCAUGUGCACCCCUGCAUUCCCCGCCAUUACAGAAGCUCUGGACAUGAUUGAAUCUGACCCAGAUGGUUGGUGUGAUCUCUCUCAGUUUGACCUGCCUGACGAUCUAUCUGCAACGGCAAGUAACAAUGACAGUCCAGAUAGGCCGCCGUCCAUCAAGCCCUACUCUUCCUCGCAAAACGUAACAGAGUACCGUUUGGAUGGCCACACCAUUUCAGAUUUGAGCAAAGGCAGCAGGGGUGAGCUCAUCCCCAUCUCCCCCUGCACAGACAUGAGCUUUGGCACACCGCCAUCGGUCCUGAAGCGUCAGAAGAAGAGGAAGGUCAGCCUGUCGCCUGUUUCCGAAGGGGGCACCAAUACCAGUGUCUCGUUCCUGGACUCCUAUAACAGCAUGACGCCAAAAAGCACCCCAGUCAAGAGCACCCCUGUCAAGACGUUGCCAUUCUCGCCAUCCCAGUUCCUGAACUUCUGGACCAAACAGGACACUCUAGAUCUUGAGAACCCCUCUUCAACUUCCACACCUGUGUGCAGCCAGAAGGUGAUUGUGACUACCCCGCUACACAGAGACAAGACCCCGUUGCUCCAGAAGAACUCUGCAUUUGUGACACCUGAUCAGAAAUACAUAGCAGACAAUACACCUCACACACCUACACCUUUCAAGAAUGCUCUAGAGAAGUAUGGCCCAAUGAGGCCUUUGCCACAAACCCCUAGUCUGGAAGAGGAUUUAAAAGAGGUACUAAGAAGUGAGACCGGCAUUGAGCUGAUUAUAGAAGAUGAUAUGAAGCCAGAGAAACAGAAGAGAAAACAGGGGCUCCAUAGGAGUCCCAUUAAGAAGGUCAGGAAAUCCCUUGCAUUAGACAUCAUGGAUGAGGACUUGAAGAAGAUGACGGUUUCUUCCAUGCCCAAAUCAGUUUGCUUCAAAAGAACUCAGCCUGUGAACUUCCCAUCACAGUCCCUAAACCUUUCCUUCAGCAACAAGAAUAACAGCAGUUUGCUCAACAGAGGUUUUGUACACAUUAAGGCAGAGAAGAACCAGCCUUCUAGGAGAAUCCAAAGCAAAUACAGGCCACCUGCUCUGAUGUCCAGCGCUUGGAAGACAGUGGCUUGCGGUGGUUCGAAAGACCAGCUGAUCAUGCAAGACAAAGCUCGUCAAGUCUUGGGCGUGUUGAAACAGAACCACACCUCACGGACAUUGAUCUUAUCUUGAAAAAAAACCCCACAAACUUUGUUUCUGUUUUUUAUAUGGAAAUUGAGUGAGGGAAGGAAGAGGACGAAAGAGAAGGCCACGUUUCUCUGCAAGCAAUACUUCCCCCACUUCAUCUUUUUUAUGACUCCGUAAUAAAUAUCUUUAAUAAAUUGCUCCAAAUUUUGGGUUCUGUAUAGAAGAAUGAAUGCCAUGAAUUAAGCAGCAAUCCUCAGUUGUUAGAACUAAGAUGUACUCAUUCUUUUUUUUUUUGUUUCUCAUGAAGCAGAAGGGGACACUUGUUUUGCUCAUGUCUUCAAUGGACCUGCUGGAAAGACGUAAAGGAUGGAUCCGUUUAUAGCACAGAGUAAGCCUGGACUUCUAGAUUUGGUUUGGUUUUGUUUGGGACUCUUUAGGUAUAAUUUUGUGAAGACACCUGGUGCCCAUUAUGGAUUUUGACAUGAGAAGAAACAGUAUCUGUUACCAGAUGGAUGUAUAAGUAAUUUGUCUGCUAGAGUCAGGAGACUGGAGGAUGGUCUGUUGCACUAAGUCUAGGCAUCAACAUCUUCCCCAGAAGAAUACAGACUCCAGACAAUAAAACCACUGUCUUUUAUUUACACCUAGUCUCAUCUGGUAGGUUUAUAUGUUGUGAUUUGCUUUAUUGUUUUGCAGCCAAAAUCCACCAGAUGGUGCUGAUGCCAACCAUUUGCUCCUACUGCAUCUCAGCAACCUAAUUAAAUCGAGGAAGGCUACCAGGAGUAAGGUGGUCUGUCUAUUGCUGACAACGUUUUCUGCCUUUGUUUCUCUAUACCUAUCGUUUUAGAAAGAGGCUUCAAGAAAACGUGUGCUAUUGCAUUUGUGAGUGAAGGUGUGGCUUAUAUUCCCCAGAGGCUGUGUCUUGAGUAAUGUUUAUCUCUGUCCUGCUAUGUUUGUAUUCAUCCACAUUAAGGAUGGGUUCUCAAAGGAGCUUUUACACCCUUGCUCUACUUUAGUUUUGUGCAGUCCUGGAGAAGCCGGCCAAACAAAUCUUCCUAGGCUGGUCACAUCUGACCUGAGACUGA
Molecule: messenger RNA, 3373 nt
Organism: Pogona vitticeps (central bearded dragon)
Lineage: Eukaryota; Metazoa; Chordata; Lepidosauria; Squamata; Agamidae
Gene: MYBL2
Product: MYB proto-oncogene like 2
Biological process (GO): regulation of DNA-templated transcription
Cellular component (GO): nucleus
Molecular function (GO): DNA-binding transcription factor activity, RNA polymerase II-specific; RNA polymerase II cis-regulatory region sequence-specific DNA binding
Source: RefSeq, a predicted model, not a curated record